CAAACUUUUGCUGUGUAAUCCGUACAGGCGAGGCUAACACACGUCUGUCGCUUCGGAGUACUUUUUAUUACUAUUUCAGUUUAUACGUGUUGUACACAAUGGAAUAUUUAAUCGGACUACAGGGACGGGAUUUUGUCCUCGUCGCCGCCGAUAAUGUUGCAGCUUCCAGCAUCAUUCAGAUGAAACACGACUAUGACAAGAUGUUCAAGCUGAGCGAGAAGAUCUUGCUGCUGUGUGUUGGAGAAGCGGGAGACACGGUGCAGUUUGCAGAGUACAUCCAGAAGAACGUUCAGCUCUACAAAAUGAGGAACGGUUACGAACUCAGUCCUGCAGCAGCAGCGAACUUCACACGAAAGAACCUGGCAGACUACCUGCGGAGCAGAGUAAGUAUCUGAUACAUAACACUUAGAAUCC
This is a messenger RNA of Stegastes partitus (bicolor damselfish), 414 nucleotides long. RefSeq names its product proteasome 20S subunit beta 2 (gene psmb2). NCBI's taxonomy places the organism in Eukaryota, Metazoa, Chordata, Actinopteri, Pomacentridae. The coding region runs from base 99 to 395 and encodes 98 amino acids. Gene Ontology annotation, cellular component: proteasome core complex; nucleus; cytoplasm. The record is from RefSeq and is a predicted model, not a curated record. The transcript has 3 exons.